Messenger RNA from Cylicocyclus nassatus, 1365 nucleotides. NCBI's taxonomy places the organism in Eukaryota, Metazoa, Nematoda, Chromadorea, Rhabditida, Strongylidae. The record is from the annotation of a GenBank genome assembly.
AUUUCAGUAGCGAGCUGAGCAGUAGCGAGUUUUCAUGACAUGCUGAAUAGUUUGUUCAUUGUCAACACAUCCGGGGACGUGAUUCUGGAGAAACAUUGGAAAUCGGUCAUCCAUCGUUCCAUAUGUGACUACUUUUUCGACGCUCAAAAGAAGGCUGCUUCUCCGGAAGAUGUCUCACCUGUGCUGUCCACUCCUCACCACUACUUGAUAAAUGUAUACCACAAUCAGGUCUAUUUUUUAGCGGUGACCACUACAGAGAUUCCUCCUCUUAUGGUCAUCGAAUUUUUGCAUCGUGUCGUUUAUACUUUUUCUCAGUACUUUGAUGAAUGUUCCGAUACUUCCAUCAAAGAGAAUUGCGUUAUGGUUUUUGAGCUGCUUGACGAAAUGCUUGAUAAUGGUUAUCCCCUAGUUACGGAGCUCAACAUUCUUCAAGAUCUCAUUAAACCGCCUAAUUUUCUCAGAAGCAUUGCCAAUCAGGUUACGGGUCGAACAAAUCAUUCCGAAACGCUCCCUACGGGCCAGCUUUCAAAUAUACCUUGGCGACGGCAGGGAGUAAAGUAUACUAAUAAUGAAGCUUAUUUUGAUGUUAUCGAAGAAAUUGACGCCAUUAUUGACAAACAGGGAGCCACGGUUUUCGCUGAAAUCCAAGGCUAUAUCGACGUAUGCUGCAAGCUGUCUGGAAUGCCUGACUUGACGAUGACGUUGGUGAAUCCGCGUCUUCUUGAUGACGUUUCCUUUCAUCCUUGCGUACGAUUCAAAAGAUGGGAGAACGAGCGUGUUUUGUCAUUUGUGCCUCCAGAUGGAAACUUUCGUCUUUUAUCUUAUCAUAUUGCUACUCAGAAUAUGGUUGCCAUACCAAUCUACGUUCGGCAUUGUAUAGUACUGAAAGGAGGCACAGGUAGCAGAAUCGAAAUGACUGUAGGCCCGAAGCAAAGCAUGGGAAAGAUUUUAGAGGAUGUAGUAGUGGAAAUGUCAAUGCCUAAAGCGGUCUUGAAUUGCAACCUGGUUCCAUCGCAAGGUAAAUGCACAUUUGAUCCAACUUCGCACUUGUUACAAUGGACAAUCGGGAAGAUAGAAUUGGGCAAACCACCCAACAUCAAAGGAACGGUAUCCGUAUCUGGAACGACGAGUAUAGAGACCCCGCCAAUCUCAUUGCGGUUUCGCAUCAAUCAGCUCGCUGUAUCUGGGCUUAAAGUUAAUCGUUUGGACAUGCUGGAAAAUUCCAAGUUGCUUAACAAUUUAUGCUACAGGAAAAAACCUAGUAUUGUAGGGACAAUCAAUUUUGCAACCACCUCCGCGCUUAUUCUGCAUCGACAAACAUGGUCGAUUCAAUGUGAACAACGCCUGCCCGGUAUGUCGGGAUGA